UCGUGCGUAAAACUGUGGUGCGCCUCGCCGGGAGUGAGGAAACGUGUUUCCAGUUCGUUCUUACAGGCUCCUCUUGUUGUAAUUUGCCGCCAUUCUGCUGGAAUACGUUGAAUAAACGCUUCCGUCGGUCGCGCGGGUUGAACUGACCGGCGGUGUGGCGCAGCGGUGUAAACGCCAAGCUCAGGAUUUGUCACCCGGCAGCAGCAGCGGCGGCGGCGGCGGAAUACUUGUGUCUUGAGGAGAGUGGAGUCGCUCGGCAGUGUCCAAAAGAAAACAGGCAGUUGCUAACAAGUACUUAGCAAGUCAGCCAGUUAGCCUGUCAGCUAGCCUGCUCCCUCCACUGCCACUGUAAGUCCCACCCUCACUAAGUGCGUGGACGUCGUAAGAGGCUGCAGCGGCGAAGUCGAAGCUUUUCCCUCUAACUUAGCCAGCAUCGCUGUACAGCUGGCUGGCAAGCUAAUAUAGCCGUCUGAACAUUAGCAAGGUGACGCUAACGUAAAACCGUUGGCUUUACGUUGUACCAGUGAGUUCUGUGGAGAGAUACUGUCGCUACACUGGCAAAGAGACUGGCGAGAAAGAAGAGGCGAAAUAAGGGAGAACAAGGAAGACACCGAGCAGGAGGGGACUGGCUAGUUCAGCCGGGGAGACUGAAUCGCACAUAGACAGCAAACACCGCCACCGACCACACACAGCCAUGAGUAUUGAGAUACCGGUGGGGUUGACAGAACUGCUGCAGGGCUACACUGUGGAGGUGCUGCGACAGAGGCCGUCAGACCUGGUGGAUUUUGCAGUACAAUACUUCACCCGUUUGCGGGACACCAGAAAUCAGGAUGGGGCUGGCGCUGGUGGCAAGACGGCGAAAGGAGUGAUGUUUGACGGGGAGCCGAUGCAAACAGAGUCCAACGGAGAUGAUGAUGAAGAUGAUGAUUCUGACUUUGAACCACCCCCACCCAGCAGAUUCAACAGGAGAGUGUCAGUGUGUGCGGAGGCGUUCAACCCAGACGAUGACGAUGAGGACACGGAGCCCAGAGUGGUUCACCCAAAAACAGAUGAGCAGCGCUGCAGACUGCAGGAGGCCUGCCGAGACAUCCUCCUCUUCAAAACACUAGACCAGGAGCAAUUCUCGGAGGUGCUGGACGCCAUGUUUGAGUUGAGGGUUCAGCCCCAGGAGCACGUCAUCGACCAGGGAGACGAUGGAGACAACUUCUAUGUCAUAGAGAGGGGGGUGUAUGACAUCGUGGUAUUAGGAACAUGUGUGGGUCAGUAUGAUAAUAAGGGCAGCUUCGGGGAGCUGGCUCUCAUGUACAACACGCCACGUGCCGCCACCAUCAUCGCCACCCAGGAGGGGGCGCUAUGGGGACUGGACCGUGCCACAUUUCGUAGACUCAUUGUGAAGAACAACGCCAAGAAGAGGAGGAUGUAUGAGUCGUUCAUUGAGUCUGUGCCCUUACUCAAAUCACUGGAGGCGACAGAGAGGAUGAAGAUCGUGGAUGUAUUAGGAGCGAAGCAGUUCUCAGAUGGUGAACGCAUCAUCACACAGGGAGACAGAGCUGAGUGCUUCUUCGUCGUAGAAUCUGGGGAGGUGAAGAUCAUGAUGAAGAGUAAAACGAAGGCGGAUCAUGCAGACAAUGCGGAAGUGGAGAUAACGCGCUGUAGCAGGGGUCAGUACUUUGGGGAGCUGGCCCUGGUCACUAACAAGCCCCGAGCCGCCUCAGCCUACGCAGUCGGCAGCGUCAAGUGUUUGGUAAUAGACAUCCAGGCGUUCGAGCGCCUCCUGGGCUCCUGUAAGGAGAUCAUGAAGAGGAACAUCGCCCACUAUGAGGAGCAGCUGGUGGCUCUGUUCGGCUCCAGCAUGGACCUGAGAGACUGAGCCUCCCACGAGACCUCCGUGCCUUCUACUACACACACACACACACACACGCACACACACGCACACACACGCACACACACGCACACACACGCACAACCAUGCCCUCUCUCACAUCAUGCAGUGGCUAUACAGACUCAUAACAAGCUUUACACAGCCAUGCAAACAGAUGACUCACACAGUAUGAACACACACACACACACACACACACACACUGAUCCAUAUAUAGGCACUGAGAGAUACCCACUUCACUUAGUCUGCUCACCCUCGUGCACAUACUAGCUCAACACACUCCGUGAUAAGCUCACACACACACACACACACACACACACACACAGCUAGCUAAGGCCACACACUUGUUUGAGCCAGCUCCAACCUCUCAGUAUGAAUGUCUUUGCUGCAAUGACCUUACUACAGGUAAAGCAGUGUAAGGACAUUACACACACACACACACACACACACACACACACACACACACACACACACUCCAUGUUUAAAAACACAUCAUCAUGCUUCAUAUGUGCAGGCUUUGCAUUCACACAAGCACUUAAACAACUCAAGGUUGUUCCAACGAGCCUCAGCCAAGGACACAUCAACACACACACACACACACACACACACACAGGGUACAGAUACAGACACACAUAGGCGACCACACUUGCAAAAAUGGACACAUUGUGGUAAAAUGGAGAGAAAAACUUUAAAAAUCUCUGAAAAGGAAAACGAAACAAAAAUGAAAAAAAAAAAAAAAAAAGUUUAAAGAACAGAGAAGUUUUAGAAUCGUUUUAUGAAGAUAAAAACAGAAGCUUUGAUAAAACAUUAUUUAAAUAAAAAAAAGUGUUUCCUCUUCAGGAGGCUGGGGUGCAGACCUUUGUGAGCGCGCUCCGUUUCUUCCUCUACUGUUGUUGAUUGAGUUGAAUUGAGUUAGUGCUGGUGAUCAUUGCAGUACCACAGAAGAAGCAGUGAAAACAAUAACAACCCUACGUUUUCUGGGCCAUUGUUAUUCUGUCAUUGACGCCACACUUCAUUGUAUUGAAUUAAUUAUUAAUGUAUUGUUAUUAUAUAUUCAUUUAUUAUUUUUGUUUUGCUUUGACCAAUCCUGAUAAAUUUACCAUCCAUCUCUGACAAAAUGUAAAAACAGAAAAAAUUCUAAUAAAAACAAUAGUGCUUAUUUCUCCUUGAUUACCCUUGAAUGAGUUGUCCUGGAUAAAAAACUGAAAAAAUAAAGCAAACAUUUUGUUAA
Molecule: messenger RNA, 3110 nt
Organism: Seriola dumerili (greater amberjack)
Lineage: Eukaryota; Metazoa; Chordata; Actinopteri; Carangiformes; Carangidae
Gene: prkar2aa
Product: protein kinase cAMP-dependent type II regulatory subunit alpha
Exons: 11
Coding region: 695-1870 (391 amino acids)
Biological process (GO): regulation of protein phosphorylation
Cellular component (GO): cAMP-dependent protein kinase complex
Molecular function (GO): cAMP-dependent protein kinase regulator activity
Source: RefSeq, a predicted model, not a curated record